CAAAAUUCCAUCUUCCCCAUCAAAACCAAUAAAUUUCUUUUUAUUUCGGGCUAUGAAUAUUUUGCUGCAUAGGGCCCAGAACAUAUGGGCCCGAAUAUAGAAUAUUUGGAAAUAGAGAAAGUAAAUAAAACGCACCCGAUCACUCACACGCUGAAGCUGAAUUGUGAUCUGCCAACCACCUGAAGUAUACUCCUCUGCUGCUGCUGCUGCCGCUUUGUUUGUUUAAUAAUUAUUAUUUAAUAUAGACACCGAAUCUAACUACACGCCUAGAAUAUAGCUGUUUGUUUAAUAAUUAUUAUUUAAUAUAGACACCGAAUCUAACUACACGCCUAGAAUAUAGCACUUCUUAUCCCACCGCCAAUUGCUCUUUUAUCCAUUUUCACUCAGAUCUGUGUUGUUUUUACCUUCGAUUCUAUUUCAUCUCCUUUUUCCCGCGCCAUUGUUGAGUUUGUAAUGCUCGUUGAGUCGUUGUGAAGUGACUGCCGAGAAAAUGGUGAUCUACGGACCGUUAACGCCUGGUCAGGUGGCAUUUUUCCUUGGAAUAGUUCCAGUAUUUGCUGCUUGGUUAUACUCCGAGUAUUUGGAGUACAGGAAAAAUUCUUCAUUUUCCAAGCAUGGCAGGAAUUCUGAUAGCAAGUUGGUUGAGUUAGCUGGAACAGUUAAAGAAGAUGACAGAGCUGUUCUUUUGGAAGGAGGUGGCCUCCAAUCGGCCUCUCCUAGAGAGCGGAAUUCAUCCGUAACAUCCCAUGUCAUUAGGUUUCUUACGUUGGAUGAGUCCUUCUUGCUGGAAAAUCGAUUGACUUUGAGAGCUAUAUCUGAGUUUGGUGCCCUUUUAGUCUACUUUUACAUAUGUGAUCGCACAAAUCUUCUUGGUGAAUCAAAAAAGAGUUAUAACCGGGAUCUGUUCUUGUUCCUGUACUUCCUUCUCAUCAUAGUUUCAGCAAUUACUUCUUUCAAGAUACAUAAUGACAAGUCACCAUUCUCUGGGAAGUCAAUAAUGUAUCUAAACAGGCAUCAAACUGAGGAGUGGAAAGGUUGGAUGCAGGUCUUAUUUCUUAUGUAUCACUACUUCGCUGCCACAGAGAUCUACAAUGCCAUAAGGGUCUUCAUUGCUGCAUAUGUGUGGAUGACAGGAUUUGGGAAUUUCUCAUAUUAUUACAUUCGCAAGGAUUUUAGCCUUGCUAGGUUUAUGCAGAUGAUGUGGCGGCUUAAUUUCUUGGUGUUCUUUUGCUGCGUUGUGCUUAAUAACAAUUACAUGCUAUACUACAUAUGCCCCAUGCACACUCUCUUCACACUGAUGGUGUAUGGGGCCCUUGGUAUUUUCAACAAGUAUAAUGACCGGGGAACUGUUAUAGCUGCAAAAUUUCUAGCUUGCUUCUUGGUGGUCAUUCUUAUAUGGGAAGUGCCCGGGGUAUUUGACCUGUUCUGGGGUCCCUUCACUUUCCUGCUAGGUUACACUGACCCAGCCUCAAAAGUCAAAUUUCCGCUUUUGCAUGAAUGGCAUUUCCGCUCAGGCCUUGAUCGAUAUAUUUGGAUAAUUGGGAUGAUAUAUGCAUAUUACCAUCCAACGGUGGAGAGAUGGAUGGAAAAAUUGGAAGAAGCUGAAACAAAGCGCCGGAUAUCAAUCAAAACUAUUAUUAUUAUAAUUUCUUUGACGAUUGGGUAUCUAUGGGUGGAAUUCAUAUACAAGCUUCCGAAGAUUACUUACAACAAGUAUCAUCCUUAUACAUCAUGGAUUCCGAUAACCGUAUACAUAUGCUUGCGAAAUGUGACCCAGCAUUUCCGCUGCUACACAUUGACACUUUUUGCGUGGCUUGGUAAAGUCACUUUGGAGACUUAUAUCUCACAGAUCCAUAUAUGGUUAAGGUCCGGUGUGCCAGAUGGUCAACCAAAGCUCUUGCUUUCCUUGAUUCCUAAUUAUCCACUGUUAAACUUCAUGCUCACUACGUCCAUAUACAUUGCGUUGAAUUGACAAAUACAUUGAAAUCCACAUUUGUGCCAACUAAGGACAAUAAACGUCUGGGACAUAACUUAGCUGCAGCUGUGGUGAUAGCAGGGAUUUUAUAUAUCUUGGCAGUCAUAUUAGUCAAAGUUCCUCAAGUGAUGGUGUGAAUUUUUCGACGGUUAUAACGAAACAAGACUACCAAUAUGGUCCAUGCAACAGAAGGUUUCUUGAUGCAGUAUAGACACCUAACCGAUCAUCAAAUCAAGCAAUUUUUAAAUUGUUGGCUUUGGCGUACGGGAGUUUCUCUUAAAUUGUAUAGUUAUAGUUGGGCUGUUUAAGCCAUUAUUGCCAAUAGUUUCGGUUUUCCGAUUAUAAAAAACCUAGCAAUUGAGGUAUAGGAUAAUAAUUUGGUUGAUAAUUAUUUUGAGCCAUUUCAGACUAUUCUGUUUAGUAUCAUUGAGUGUCAGCGUAGAAACUGCUGCUUAAUAGAUGAAUGGUAGAAGAAUUUUUGGUUGA
Molecule: messenger RNA, 2461 nt
Organism: Sesamum indicum (sesame)
Lineage: Eukaryota; Viridiplantae; Streptophyta; Magnoliopsida; Lamiales; Pedaliaceae
Source: RefSeq, a predicted model, not a curated record